AUGUCUAGCAAUGGCUGCUGCAAGUACUCGUGCGAAACUGCGAGCGAGACCCUGGAAUGGAUCAACGCCAUCGUCGACUUCAUAAGACCUUACUCUUUCUUAACGGACGCUCACGUCGUCAAUUUCUUCAAGGAUCGAAUGUGGGAAGCUAUUGAUAAGGAAUGGAUGGAUUGCUUGCGGAAAGAAGCAGUGGAAAAUCUUCUCCAAAUUCCUGGCGGAGUGGUCCAGGAUCAUUGGCCUGCUUCUCUUAAGAAAUUCAUUGUUACUUUGAGCUCUCUCGUGCUUCCUCGACAACAACAAGACUUGCAGACGGUAUUACCUGGCAUGAACAUGACUUCACUCAAUAGUGUUCUCUCUACAGGCAUGAGUUGGAAGAAAAAACAUGAAGUAGAAGUCCUUUCUGCUGUUGUUGAUUCAAUCGCUAACAGUGUCGGAGCCAAUGCAAUCAUUGAUGUUGGCUCGGGUCAGGGGUAUCUUGCACAAGUACUUUCCUUUCACUAUCAGCAUGCGGUAGUUGCAAUUGAUGCAUGUUCUCAUCAUGGAAGGGUUACUGAUACUCGUGCAGAAAAAAUCAAGAAAUAUUAUGCUGCUCAGAUGCGUAAAUCUGUAUCAGGAAACAGGAGUUUGACUGUGCCUAAGACAGUCACAUGCAAUGUGAUGUCUAUUGACAUGUUGAAAGCUUUGGCUGACACACCACUGCAUAAUGAUAAUGUCUCUUUACUGCAAUCUUCCUGCAAUGCAGACAACAGAAGUUCAUUGGUUCUUGCUGGGCUUCAUGCUUGCGGAGAUCUUUCAGUAACAAUGCUCAAGACCUUUAUGGAAUGCAAAGAAGUUAAAGCAGUUGUUAGUGUCGGCUGCUGUUACAACCUAUUAUCUGAAGAGGGUUUCAACCAUGCUGGUUCUCAAUGUGGUUUUCCAAUGAGUUGUGGUGUUAAAUCUGCUGGCAUUUCACUCGGAAAAAGUUCGCGGGACCUAGCAUGUCAGAGUGCGGAGAGGUGGAAAUGCCUCGAAAAUGAUGCUGGUCUCCAUAAUUUUGAGUUGCAUGCUUUCCGCGCUGCAUUUCAGAUGGUUCUCAGAGUAUACUAUCCCGAAGUCAUGAGUACAAGUCCAUCAAUUGGGCGUCAAGGGAAGGCAUUACGUCGCCGACAACAGAGGGUUGUCCGAAACUCCUCGCUGCACCAUAAAGAAAACAAAUGUUCCUUGUCUGAAAUAAACUCUCAUAUGACAGGAAGUUGCUCUCACAAAAAAUCAACAGAGCUGGAAACAGAUGACAGUUUUGACGUGUUAGAGACAACAUCCAUAACUAAUGAAAACUCCUCCAAUAAGGCCACCAAAUGUGAGAGGAGUGAAAUCAUCGGCAACUAUCCACUUUUUCAGAAAUAUUGCUUAUCUGGGCUGUGUCGCCUUGGUCUUGAACCUCUGAAGGAAACUGAUAUCCAUGGAAUAUGGAAGCAAGUUGAAUCUUUUGCUGAACUUAUUGGACCUUAUUGGUCUCUUCGAGCUGCUUUUGGGCCUCUUUUGGAAACUUUUCUUUUGCUUGAUAGAUUGUUGUUCCUCCAAGAGCAAGGCAGUUCAAUUGAAGCAGUCAUAUUACCUGUUUUCAAUCCUGCAUUGUCCCCAAGGAAUGUGGCCAUUAUUGCUAAGAAGUUGACACAAAUAUGA
Molecule: messenger RNA, 1662 nt
Organism: Prunus armeniaca (apricot)
Lineage: Eukaryota; Viridiplantae; Streptophyta; Magnoliopsida; Rosales; Rosaceae
Source: the annotation of a GenBank genome assembly